Messenger RNA from Microtus ochrogaster (prairie vole), 1483 nucleotides. RefSeq names its product nuclear receptor subfamily 0 group B member 1 (gene Nr0b1). Gene Ontology annotation, cellular component: nucleus; cytoplasm. Gene Ontology annotation, molecular function: transcription factor binding; transcription corepressor activity. Lineage: Eukaryota; Metazoa; Chordata; Mammalia; Rodentia; Cricetidae. The record is from RefSeq and is a predicted model, not a curated record. Gene Ontology annotation, biological process: adrenal gland development; negative regulation of transcription by RNA polymerase II; male gonad development.
AUGGCGGGUGAGGACCACCCGUGGCAGGGCAGCAUCCUCUACAAUCUACUGAUGAGUGCAAAGCAGAAGCAGGCAGCUGCAGAAGAGCCCAAGGUGCGCUUGGGGGCUCAGUGCUGGGGUUGCGCCUGCGGCUCUCAGUCCGUCGUGGGUGGGGAGGGACUGCCCGGCGGGCAAGCCAUGCCCCUCCUGUACCGCUGCUGCUUUUGCGGGGAAAACCACCCGCGCCAGGGCAGCAUCCUCUACUCUAUGCUCACCAGCGCUAAGCAGUCAAAUGCAGUGACCGAGGCGCCCAGAGCGCGAUUCGGAGCUCCGUGCUGGGGUUGCGCCUGUGGCAGCGCCGAGCCCCUGGUGGGCAGAGAGGGGCUGCCGGCUGGCCGGGCCCCCUCACUCCUGUAUCGUUGUUGCUUCUGCGGAGAGGAGCACCCAAGACAGGGCAGCAUCUUGUACAGCUUGCUCACUAGCGCCAAGCAGACGCACGUGGCUCCGGAAGCUCCCGAGGCACGUCGCGGAGGCGAGUGGUGGCAGCUGUCCUACUGUACGCAGAGUGUGCAUGGCCCUGAGGGGCUGGAGAGUGCACAGGCCAUGACGGUCCUGUACCGCAACUAUGUGUGCGGUGAAGAGCAGCCCCAGCAGAGCGGCGUUGCCUCUGGCACACCCGGGAGUGCGGAUCAAAUGCCCGCCGCUCCGGAAGAGCAGCCUAGGGCCCCCUUGUGGGACGCCUCCUCUGGCGUGCAGCGUCCGUUGGCACUCAAAAAUCCACAGGUGGUGUGCGAGGCAGCAUCAGCUGGCCUGUUGAAGACGCUGCGCUUCGUCAAGUACCUGCCCUGCUUCCAGAUCUUGCCCCUGGAUCAGCAGCUGGUGCUGGUACGGAGCUGUUGGGCGCCCCUACUCAUGCUUGAGUUGGCCCAAGAUCACCUGCACUUCGAGAUGAUGGAGAUCUCUGAGCCCAGCGUGCUGCAGAAGAUGCUCACUACCAGGCAGCAGGAGGCCGAGGGCGCGGAGCCUGCAGAUACCCUGACCACAGAGCAGCCAUCCGCGGAGGCUGUGCACCUGCCCUCAGCUGCUGCAAUCCAAGCCAUAAGGAGCUUCUUUAUCAAGUGCUGGAGUCUGAACAUCGAUACCAAGGAGUACGCCUAUCUGAAGGGGACCGUACUCUUUAACCCAGAUCUGCCUGGCCUGCAGUGUGUGAAAUACAUCCAGGGCCUUCAGUGGAGAACCCAGGAGAUCCUCACCGAGCACAUCAGGAUGAUGCAGAGAGAAUACCAGAUCAGAUCGGCUGAACUGAAUAGUGCCCUUUUCCUGCUGAGAUUCAUCAGUACUGACGCCAUCACUGAACUCUUUUUCAGACCCAUCAUUGGCGCAGUCAGCAUGGAUGACAUGAUGCUGGAAAUGCUCUGCGCACAGUUGUGAAGGCAUGUGGGCCACUCAAGUGCACUCUUCCAUAGAAGAAGAAAAUGGUAGCUGUAGGCAGGAGAGUGCUAAG